This is a messenger RNA of Monoraphidium neglectum, 1992 nucleotides long. RefSeq lists its product as hypothetical. The coding region runs from base 1 to 1992 and encodes 663 amino acids. Gene Ontology annotation, biological process: iron ion transmembrane transport. The record is from RefSeq and is a predicted model, not a curated record. Gene Ontology annotation, cellular component: membrane. Gene Ontology annotation, molecular function: iron ion transmembrane transporter activity. Lineage: Eukaryota; Viridiplantae; Chlorophyta; Chlorophyceae; Sphaeropleales; Selenastraceae. The transcript is spliced from 8 exons.
AUGGCGCACAAGUCCGGCGGCCGCACGCCGGACUUACAGCAUGGCGCCGCCUCUGCGCAUGCUCCUGACCUCUGGGCGCAGCCGGAGGACGAGCGGAGCCUCAUGGCCGGCGGGCCUGGCGAGAGCGCAACCGUCGCCGCAACCCGCACCAGCAGCGACGACGGCGCACUCUCGCGCCACCUGCGCACCGCACUCUCCGUCUCAGCCCCGGCCAGAGCAGCACUAUCGCCCCCGCCAGCCGCGGCGGCCGCAGGCAAGGGGACCCCGUCCCCGCGCGGCGAUGACGAGGGCGAGGAGGGCGGCGCGUUCUCGCGCCUGGCGAGCGGCAUCGAAUCGCGCCUCGUGUCGUGGGGCGGCGGCGCGGACGAGGGCGAGCUGUCGGAGCUGUCCGGCUGCCGCGGGCCCCCGGCGGCCGUCUGCAACGCGCUUUUCGCAUCCCACGCCCUCGCAAGGUGGGCGUGGCGCACCUGGGAGUUUGCGGUCGCGCUCGUCCUCAUCCGCCUGUACCCCGGCUCCCUGCGGCUCAUAUCCGCCUACGGGCUGCUGGACAACCUCGUGCGCGUCGUCGGGGGCGCGCCCGUCGGCGCCUUCAUCGACAGGUCGGAGCGGCUGCGGGGGGCAACCACGAUGUACCUGCUGCAGAACGCCUGCAUCCUCGCGUCCGCGGCCGCUGCGGGCGCGCUGCUGUGGCUGGCAGGCGGCAGUGACGACCCCCUCGCAGCAGUGGGGCCCGCGGUGUACUGGCCGCUGGUGACCGUGGCCAUCGCCGUCGGCUGCACCAGCAGCGUCGGCUCGAUGGGCGCGGCCGCGGCCGUGGAGCGGGAGUGGGUCAAGGCGCUGUGCGGGCCGGACACCCUAAUGCUGGCGCGCAUGAACUCGGUCAUGCGCGCCAUCGACAUGCUCUGCCUGAUGCUGAGCCCGAUGGCGGCCGGAUUCCUGAUGACGUACGCCGGCAUGCUACCGGCGGUACUCGCGAUCGCGGCGUACGCAUUAGUCGUGUGGGCGCCCGAGUGCGUCCUGCUGCGCGUCGCCCACCGCCUCUCGCCGCAGCUUAGGGAGCCCAAGGCCGCGCCGCGCGCCGAGGCGCCGCGGCAGCGCCCCCGCGUCCCGUUUGCCGCACUCUGCUCCGGAUGGGGCGUCUACCUGCGGCAGGCGACGCUGCUGCCGGCGCUGGCGCUGGCGCUGCUCUACCUCACGUGCCUGUCCCUCGGGUUCCUCAUGACGGCCUUCCUCACAUUCAACGGCAUGAGCGAGGCCGCCCUGUCAGUGUUCCGCGGCAUCGCGGCUGCCUCGGGCCUCCUCUCAACGGCCAUCUUCCCGCGCCUGCACCGGGCGGCCGGCCUCACCGCCGCCGGCGCCGCCGGCUUUGCGUGGCUCAACGCCUGCCUGAUAGCAGGCACAGCGCCGACCGUCGCCGCCGCCAUCCUUGGAAACCCUCUCUCGAGCUGGAGCGCCGCCGCCGCCGCCCCCGUAGGCGACCACGCGGCCGGCGGGCCGGCGGCGGCGCCGGGCGGCGCGGCCACCGCGGGCGGGGCUGCUGCCGGCGGCGACAAGUUUGGCCUGGCGUCGUCGCCGCUGCUGGCGCUGCUGAUGAGCGGCCUGGCGCUGUCGCGGCUGGGGAUCUGGCUUGCUGACCUGGCGGUGUCUCAGAUGCAGCAAGAGUUUGUGGCGGAUGACGAGAUAGGCACCGUGAACGGCGUGCAGUCAAGCAUGCAGAGCCUUUUCGAGAUCUUCUCGUUCGUGGCUGGCUCGAUCCUCAGCAGACCAGACCAGUUUCACUGGCUGAUGCUGGGAUCGUUGGCAUCAAUAUCCACCGCCGGCAUCCUCUACGCAUGCUACGCAUUGGGUUUCGGGCCAGGCAGCGGCGGCGGCGCCAGCGGCUGGGGGCGGCGGCAGCCGUAUCAGCAGCUGAGCGAGGUGGGCGCAGCAGUAGAUGGCGGCGGCGGCGGCAGGGACGGGGGCGGUGCCGAGGAUGGAGUCGGGAGUGCAUAG